CGGGAGCGCGCGGGGGCGGGCCGGCAAAGUUGCGAGGCGCUGAGGCGGGCGGCGGCACCGGCGGCGGAUCGGGCACGGCGGCACCAUGGACGACCUGGACGCCUUACUGGCAGACCUGGAAUCUACCACCUCGCACAUCUCCAAACGGCCAGUGUUUCUGACAGAGGAAACACCUUACUCCUAUCCAACUGGAAACCACACGUACCAGGAGAUCACUGUGCCACCUCCAGUGCCCCCACCACCUUCCAAUGAGGCCCUGAAUGGCACUGUGAUUGACCCCUUAGACCAGUGGCAGCCCAACGCAUCCAGAUACGUUCACCAGCAACCUCAGUCCCAGUCUCCUAUAUACAGCUCUAGUGCCAAAAGCUCCAGUGCCUCUGCUCCUAGGGACGGGCUCAGCUCUCCUACUCCCCGUGCCAGUGAAGAGGAACACGUCUACAGUUUCCCGAACAAGCAGAAGUCUGCAGAGCCGUCUCCCACAAUGACCAGUUCCUCUCUGGGCAGCAACCUCUCAGAACUGGACAGACUUCUUCUGGAACUGAAUGCUGUUCAACAUAAUCCUGCCAGUGGCUUCCCAGCAGAUGAGGCCAGCAGAAGCCCAUCAUUGCCCAGUGUGACUGGACCUCACUAUGUUGUCCCAGAGAGCAGCAGCUCUGUGGGAGGGAAGGCUGCUCCCCCUACGAAAGAAAAGCCAAAGCGAAAUGGUGCCCGUGGGAUCGAAGAUGUGCGUCCCAGCGUGGAGAGCCUGCUGGACGAGCUGGAGAGCUCGGUGCCAAGUCCUGUCCCUGCGAUCACUGUGAGCCAAGGCGAGGUGAGCAGCCCCCAGCGGGUCACCGCCAGUCAGCAGCAGACCCGGAUAUCUGCUUCCUCAGCUACACGAGAACUGGAUGAGCUGAUGGCAUCUCUCUCUGACUUCAAGGUGGUUUUUCCUCCAGAAUCCCCACUCCCCUCAAGGAAGAUGAUCUCUGUUCCAGCCUCUCCCCCUCUCCAGCCUUCCAAAGAAGCUGCAAAGACAGUCCUUGCUAAUGCUGCUCCUUCUCAUCUUUCUGGCCCUGCACCUCUUCUUCCACUCCCACCUCAGCCUUCCCAUGUGCCACCUACCCCAGCUCCUAGUCCAGCCUCCUCCUCUUCCUUCACCUUGGCUCCCCAGCCUCUUUUCCAGUGGGAAACUUCUGAGGAUGAUUAUCAUGAGUUUUCUGUUGUGGGCACCCCUCCUGAAGAUCCUGGACACUCCUGUUCUCCCCAGACACGGAUCCCUAGCACCAAGACAGUUGUUUCUGUUGGCUGUCAGACUGAAGAUGAUGCUUUCUUCCCACAGAUGCAGUUCAUGGCUCAGGGCAAAGUCGGGAGCAGCUCCCCUCCAUCCACAACCUCCAAGCCUGGCAGCCAGCUGGAUACCAUGCUGGGAAGUCUCCAGUCCGACCUGAACAAACUGGGUGUCGCCACAGUUGCCAAAGGUGUCUGCGGAGCCUGCAAGAAGCCUAUUGCUGGGCAGGUAGUUACAGCCAUGGGGAAAACCUGGCACCCCGAGCACUUCGUCUGCACCCACUGCCAGGAGGAGAUUGGGUCACGGAACUUCUUCGAGCGAGACGGGCAGCCCUACUGCGAGAAGGACUACCACAACCUCUUCUCCCCCCGCUGCUACUACUGCAAUGGGCCCAUCCUUGACAAAGUGGUGACAGCCUUGGACAGGACAUGGCACCCUGAACACUUUUUCUGUGCCCAGUGUGGAGCCUUCUUUGGACCUGAAGGAUUUCAUGAGAAGGAUGGCAAAGCCUACUGCCGCAAGGACUACUUCGAUAUGUUUGCCCCCAAGUGUGGCGGCUGUGCCCGGGCUAUCCUGGAAAACUACAUCUCUGCCUUGAACACCCUGUGGCACCCUGAAUGUUUUGUCUGUCGGGAGUGUUUCACACCGUUCAUCAAUGGCAGCUUCUUUGAGCAUGACGGGCAGCCCUACUGCGAGGUGCAUUACCACGAGCGCCGCGGCUCGCUCUGCUCCGGUUGCCAGAAGCCUAUCACAGGACGCUGCAUCACUGCUAUGGGCAAGAAGUUUCACCCCGAACACUUUGUCUGUGCCUUCUGCCUCAAGCAGCUCAACAAAGGAACCUUCAAAGAACAGAAUGACAAGCCCUACUGCCAGAACUGCUUCCUCAAGCUCUUCUGUUAGAGGCGCCAUAGAUGGGCGCUAAGCAUCUUUCUGCCACCCCUUGGCAGUUCUGUCUCUCUGAACAUUACUGUGAUUUACAAACCUUACCAGGCAGGGGGGAGGAGGGCGGGCUGGGGUGGAAGUGCUUUCUGCUGCUAUGGAGAGGCAGCAGAUCCACAGAUGAGAUGGACCAUUAAACUGGAAAUGCCCUUGCUGUGUCUCAGAAGAGAGAGGCGAGUUCCCUCAUUGUGGUGUGGCAUGGGUGUCUGUGUGUGUGACUGACAGCUGAGCUGAGCUCGCAGGCUCUGACGGGGAGAUCCUCCCGAGCCCCCUCCUGGCAGAAGGAGCCUUUGCCAGUUCAGCUUGUGUCAGCUCCUUGAGCAAAUUGUGACACUUGCAGACAACACAGCCCUCUGCUUUGACCCCUCUUUCUCAGGCUUUGGUCUGCAUGCCUGCAGCCUGAGCAGUAGCACAGUGAGGGCACCCUGUGAUCUCAGUGCCACCCUGGCUCUGCUCGCUGGAGCCACAUGGCAUGUGUGACUUGCUGAGAUCAGAGCAUCAGCACAGGCAGCCGAGACCCUGCAAGGGUCUCUCCAGUUCCAUUACACUGUAAGGAGAUGAUACCACUUACUUUUUUUUUUUCUUUUUUUAAAGGAAUCAAGGUGUUACUGUGUGGGGUGAUUUGGGGUUUUGUUUUUUUG
Messenger RNA from Dryobates pubescens (Downy woodpecker), 2847 nucleotides. It is a transcript of the gene PXN, whose product is annotated as paxillin. The coding region runs from base 86 to 2167 and encodes 693 amino acids. The record is from RefSeq and is a predicted model, not a curated record. Gene Ontology annotation, biological process: substrate adhesion-dependent cell spreading; transforming growth factor beta receptor signaling pathway; endothelial cell migration. NCBI's taxonomy places the organism in Eukaryota, Metazoa, Chordata, Aves, Piciformes, Picidae. The transcript is spliced from 12 exons.